AUUUGCUCCCCAGACCCCCAAAACCACCAGCAAAUGGUUUAGUUUGAUGGUUUCUCCAAAACUUCAGCUCCUUCCCAAUGAUUCGACUUUCAUCACUCCCUCCCCAUAUAAAAAGAGGCCCCUAGCUCGAUUAUCCACAUCAAGCACAAAUCCUUCUCGGAUCAGUUUUUUUUUCCUGCUACACAGAGUUUGCAUUUCCUUUUUCUCUAAUUUCGAGAUCAAAGAACAGUCUUGUGAAGAGUAAGUAGAAUAUGAGUUCAACAAGCAGAGCUAUUGUAGCAGCCAGCGUAGGAGUUGUGGAGGCCAUGAAAGACCAGAUGGGUAUCUGCAGGUGGAAUUAUAUUAUAGGAUCCGCUCAGCAAAACACGAAGACUCAUCUCCGCUCGUUAUCUCAGACUAAGAACCUCUCCUCUUCAACUUCCGCUGUGGUUUCAAGCAAAGCAAGAGAUCAGAAAAUGAAGAAGUCGGAAGAGUCUUUGAGGACAGUCAUGUACUUAAGCUGUUGGGGUCCCAAUUGAGUGGUCUGAUCCGGUGAUCUGAAGAAAGUCACGAGGCAGUGAGUUCGCCGAGAAAGCCGUUGCGUGAAGAAGUCCUAAAAGAAUACAUACGGUACAUGUACUUUGUACAUGGCAAUGGC
This is a messenger RNA of Juglans regia (Persian walnut), 637 nucleotides long. RefSeq lists its product as uncharacterized. The record is from RefSeq and is a predicted model, not a curated record. Lineage: Eukaryota; Viridiplantae; Streptophyta; Magnoliopsida; Fagales; Juglandaceae. The transcript has a single exon. Bases 252 to 518 code for a protein of 88 amino acids.